Molecule: messenger RNA, 1669 nt
Organism: Elaeis guineensis (African oil palm)
Lineage: Eukaryota; Viridiplantae; Streptophyta; Magnoliopsida; Arecales; Arecaceae
Product: novel plant SNARE 11
Biological process (GO): vesicle fusion
Cellular component (GO): SNARE complex; late endosome membrane; endoplasmic reticulum membrane
Molecular function (GO): SNARE binding; SNAP receptor activity
Source: RefSeq, a predicted model, not a curated record
CAUGAAACACCGCCUUCUAGAAAUAUUCACCAGAAACGACACAUUUCGUUGCGUACGAGGGAGGUCACCAUCUGGAUUACGAAAUUGGACCACCAAAUCUAACACGAUCAAAUCCCACACAUGAUCUCGGACAGCAAACAGUACAGCCAACGGACGUCCCAGCCCUUUUCGAUCGGGAAAAAUUCGCUCAAAAUUUGAAGAGAAAUCGGACCAAAAAACCAACCGAGCUGUUCGAAAACUUCCCAAACCGUUCCUUCGUGCGCCCACGAGAUCUGGAAACACCGAAGAACCCUAGCAUCGAUUCUCCUCCUCCCUCCUUCCCAUCAUCUCCUCUCGCGCGGGUCUGGAUCUCGAUUCGGAACCCGCAUUGGGGGUUCUCGGCUCCGGUUCGACGAUUCCGGGGGAGAUCGGAAAGUCUUUGAAGCAUCGUAUUUGGAUUCCUAAAUAGCCGGGAUCGCCAUGGAGUGUUUGGGGAUUGGAACGCGAUGAGGAGCUCAAUAGUGGAUUCGGUGGAUGUUAGACGUCGUUAGAGGAGUGAUUUUGGAUUCAUAUAAUUUUUGAUUGUUGAGGAGUUCGAGAUGGAUUUUUCUGAGAUCAGCGAGGAGCUGGCCGAGAUCGAGGGUCAGAUCAACGAUAUCUUCCGCGCAUUGUCCCCAUUGUGGUGCAUUGAGUAAUUUGUGCUUAUGGCGUUGCCAACAGAAAUGGAUUUCAGAAAUUGGAGAAAAUCAAAGACCCAAAUCGACGAAGUAGGCAGUUGGAAGAACUUACUGAUAAAAUGCGGGAAUGCAAGAGGCUUAUCAAGGAAUUUGAAAGAGUGAUGAAGGAAGUGGAGAGCAGAAAUACUCAGGAUGCCAACAAAAAGCUCAAUGAAAAGAAACAGUCAAUGAUAAAAGAACUGAAUUCAUAUGUUGCUCUCAAGAAGCAGCAUGCAAAUAGUCUUGAAAAUAAAAGAGUUGAUCUAUUUGAUGGUCCUGGUGGUGGAGAUGGGGUUGGUGAUGAAAAGGUUAUGUUAGCAUCAACUAUGACCAAUCAACAGCUAAUGGACACUGGACACCAAAUGAUGGAUGAGACAGAUCAAGCAAUUGAAAGGUCAAAGAAGGUUGUGGAAGACACCGUUAAUGUUGGUGCAGAGACUGCAGCUGCUCUCAAUGCACAGACUGAACAAAUGAAUAGGAUUGUUAACGAACUAGAUUCAAUCCAUUUUUCCAUCAAGAAGGCAUCUCAACUGGUGAAGGAAAUUGGUAGAUCGGUUGCUACUGACCGUUGUAUAAUGGCUUUGCUCUUCCUUAUAGUGAUUGGAGUGAUAGCGAUCAUUAUUGUAAAGAUUGUGAACCCACAUAAUAAGGAUAUUCGUGAUAUUCCUGGAUUUGCACCACCAGUUAGUCGGAAACUCCUUUGGGAUCCAAAUGGUGGAUGAAGUUCUGAAUCUUUCAGCUGUCCAAUUACUCCAGAUGGCACUUUACCUCCCAAGAAGGCAUUUCUGCAUGGCAAUUCUCGCUGAAUAUGAUACCUCCUUGUAAUUCAUUGCUUAUUGUUGGUAUUAUUGUAAACCAUUUUCUUUUUUUUUUUUUAUAAUUUACCUUCUUAUUACUAUGUGACAAAAUGAUAGUCUGGAACAACAAAUAUUUGUUUAUAUAUAUAUAUAUAUAUAAAGAGAGAAUAUUAUCCU